AUGGAUUCAUUUUUGGUUGGAUCCUUUGCAAGAGGCCUUUUCCUUGUUCACUCUGAAUGCUUGGAGUCAAAUUACAUUUCUAGCCGGCCUUUUCGAGUAAAUGCGGGGCCUGUUCAUGCAUAUGUUGCUGUUCCAGGAGGAAAGACUAGCUAUCUCUCGGAGCUCAAGUCUGGCAAAGAGGUCAUUGUGGUUGAUCAAAGGGGUAUGCAGCGAACAGCUAUUGUUGGACGUGUAAAGAUUGAGACUAGACCACUUAUCCUUGUGGAAGCAAAGGUAGAAUCCGAAAAUGAAAGUUACUCUAUACUCUUGCAGAAUGCGGAAACAGUUGGAUUAGUCUCUCCGCUUCAAGACGAGGGAUAUCAACGAACAACAAUUCCUGUGACCUCACUCAAAGUUGGUGAUGAGGUUUGCCUCCUAGUACAGGGAGGUGCUCGGCAUACUGGAAUAGAAAUUAAAGAAUUUAUUGUUGAGAAGUGAAUUAGUUUCUGUGCAUUUGAGCUUUUUUUGUUGACAAAUGAGUGACCUUCAAGCUCUUGAUGAUGAUACUAAUGUAGGAACCUGGCUAUGGCAUUUAAAUUAAAGAUCUCAGUUAAAGGAUUCACUCUCCUAAAGCUUCCAGGGGUUUGGUGAUGUGUUGGUUAGACGCAGGUCACAGAAGUCGGGUAUUUAAGUGGAGAAUAGUAGAGGGGAGCCAUUAUUCACCAAGCUAGCGUAGUGCUUUGUAAAAUAUGGACUCAAAAGACUUCAGUAUAAUGCAAUAUAAUUUGUGCAAAUCAUAGUUUAGUUAAAUGAUUGCACUUUGUCUUAAA
Nicotiana tabacum (common tobacco) is the source of this 809-nucleotide messenger RNA. NCBI's taxonomy places the organism in Eukaryota, Viridiplantae, Streptophyta, Magnoliopsida, Solanales, Solanaceae. The record is from RefSeq and is a predicted model, not a curated record.